Messenger RNA from Trypanosoma theileri, 735 nucleotides. RefSeq lists its product as uncharacterized. Bases 1 to 735 code for a protein of 244 amino acids. The transcript has a single exon. NCBI's taxonomy places the organism in Eukaryota, Euglenozoa, Kinetoplastea, Trypanosomatida, Trypanosomatidae. Gene Ontology annotation, biological process: retrograde protein transport, ER to cytosol; endoplasmic reticulum unfolded protein response. The record is from RefSeq and is a predicted model, not a curated record. Gene Ontology annotation, cellular component: endoplasmic reticulum lumen.
AUGGUUAUGAUGGACACUCCAGAAGGAGUUGUAUGGGAUAGAAUAGAUCCCGGAAAAGAUACCAGUUACUCCAUUGUAUUCUCACAUGAACGAAUACCAGCAGAACUCCCCUCUUCUUCACAGUAUUAUCCAAUGAAACUCAGUAAUGGAUCUUCUUAUCUCUGUAUGAUUCCAGACACAUCCCCAACUAAAGAAUCACUCUCCACAUCUUCAUUAGAAGUUCAUAGUCGUGUCUCUUCACGUACCACCGCUAUUCUUCAUGCUGCCCUUAAUGAUUGGUGUUAUCAUCAACGAGAGGAAUGGUGGUCCUAUCAACUCUGCUGGAAUACCCGCAUUGUACAAUUUCAUCAAGAAGUUAUUAUGAUGCAUGGAGAUGGAAAUACACCUCUUGUUUCUUCUGCAGGGAAUAAAAAUUUUUUUCUCCUCGGUAUGUCUCCACCAGCAGAGGCAGUUGAACUUCGCUACGGUGUGGAUCCCUCUGGGGAGCGGUAUAUCUACACAAUGUACACAAAUGGACAUAUUUGUGAUCUUACCAAGAUGCCACGCGUGACGGAAGUGCGGCUUUACUGCGCCCGUGAAGAUGAUCGGGAGAAAUUGCAGGUUGUGGAAUCGGAAGUUUGUCGAUAUGUGGCGAGUGUGUACUCUGGACGGGCGUGUGUGCCGGAGCUGCGGCGGCAGAUUGUACAAAGUGAGAUUCGUUGUUACAAUGAUGAUAAUAGUGCUGGGCGGGAGUGA